AUGGGUGAAACGUAUGAAAAUGCACUCAUUUCCUUCAAAAACUCCAUCACUUCCGACCCUUAUGCUCCCUUGAGCACCAAUUGGUCUCAAAAUGCAUCAGUUUGUAGUUGGAUUGGUGUGUCGUGCGGCCUCAAGCACCGCCGUGUCACUGCUCUCAAUCUCCGUGACUACGACCUUGCUGGAACUGUUGCUCCACAUCUCGGAAACCUUUCGUUUCUAAGAUAUCUUGACAUCAGUUCCAAUAGUUUUACGGGGAUGUUACCAUUUGAGCUUUCUAAACUACGUCUUUUGAAGGUGAUGAAUGUGGGAGCAAAUUCAUUCACCGGAGAAAUAUCAACAUGUGGCAACAUCCCACGUGAAAUUGGGAGACUGAGAAUGCUUACAGAGUUGUACUUGGGGUACAUUAAUGGUUAUCAAGGAGGAGUGCCAGCUGAAAUAGGAAAUCUUUCAAGACUAGAGAGAUUGAACAUUGACAAUGCUUCUCUAACUGGAGAUAUUCCAUCUUCAAUCUUCAACAUGUCUUCCUUGACAUACUUAAGCUUAUCUAACAAUAGCUUGUUAGGAAGUAUCCUAACUCUCCUGAAUACACCGAAGCUUGAGACUUUAUAUCUUGAUCAUAACAAGUUGACAGUUUGUCAGGUACUAUCUGAUACGACCCUAAUCCACGAGAGGCCGAUGGACGACGAGACGGAGAUGCACGAGCCCAUGCAGCUGGACAUUUCGACGUCAGCCGGAGACGAGGAAUCGGAUCAAAGGGGCAGAUCGAAGAGCAGAGCUACCAAGAAGGAGCGUCCGAGAAGGAACGCCCCUCGACCUGCCAAGUAUCGAGACUUCGUCCAAUAUUAG
Salvia hispanica is the source of this 846-nucleotide messenger RNA. NCBI's taxonomy places the organism in Eukaryota, Viridiplantae, Streptophyta, Magnoliopsida, Lamiales, Lamiaceae. The record is from RefSeq and is a predicted model, not a curated record.